Messenger RNA from Aspergillus costaricaensis CBS 115574, 3579 nucleotides. RefSeq lists its product as uncharacterized. Lineage: Eukaryota; Fungi; Ascomycota; Eurotiomycetes; Eurotiales; Aspergillaceae. The record is from RefSeq and is a predicted model, not a curated record. The coding region runs from base 192 to 3101 and encodes 969 amino acids. The transcript is spliced from 6 exons.
CCCGAUUGUCGAUUCACGGACUUUGCAUUUCCGAGCGACGCCAGCAGGAAUGGCUGCCACCUCCUAUUGAUGGCGAAUUAGAUCGCGUUCUUUGUCUUUGCCAGUGUGGCUGUCCUACUAUUCCCUUUUCUGCACAUUGACACCUUUCUUCUGGACUUACCUUUCCCUCCGGUCUAGCCUCGUCAUCCCCGAUGGCUGUCGCAGAUCAGCCUUCGGGCUUGAUGGACAUCGCCAGCUCUCUCACCCAAGAUGAGAUCCCGUUCAAGCUGCGAUGCGCCAUGUGCAAUAAGCUUGCCGUGAACGCCUUUCGCUUACCCUGCUGCGACCAAGCGAUCUGCGAACAUUGCCAGGCUUCUCUCCCGGAGACUUGCCCCGUAUGCGCGCAUACUCCCAUCUCGCCCGAUCUAUGCAAGCCGAACAAAGCGCUCCGCACCACAUUGAAGGCCUUUCUGCGUACAGAAGAGAAGAAGCGUGAGAAGGAGCGACAGUCAGCAACCCCUGCGACGCCCGCAACCACCAAUGGUGCAACAACCGCGGACGGCACUCCUGCUCAACUGGAGACACCUGCGGUGCCGAGCGCCGCCGAAGUUCCAGUCUCUGAAGAAAUCCCUGCACCUAGUGAAUCUGUCGAUGCUCCGCCGGUAGAAACAGUCAACCCCGCGGAUGCCGGAGACCUAAAUGUGCAGAACACACCAGGUGUGGGCGACGAAGCACCUACAGAGGCGCAGGCCCAAGAUGACCAGUCUACAAGUGUCCCUGCUGACACGCAGAACGACGCUGGGGAUGCGGAACACGACGGAUCUGGUGAAGGCAACGAAGCCGAUGAAGCCAAGACCGACCAAGUCAACGAUGACGAAGCGUCCCAAGGUCCGGCGGGGAGCAUGCUCCCAAAUGGUAUGGGCUUCGGCAUGGGUGCCGGGAUGUUCCCUAAUAUGGCUUGGAACAACAACGGUGGUUUCAACCCUAUGGCCCAGUUUAUGAACAAUGGAAUGUUCAACUUCCCUAACGCUAUGGGAAUGCCUGGCAUGGCGAUGGACCCGAUGGCCGCGAAUCAGGGUAUGUUUGGAGGCUACGGGAUGAACAUGAAUGGCAUGAACAUGGGAAUGAGUUUCGACGCGGGUCAGGGGAUGUAUGGGGGAUGGGACGGCUCACAGAACAAUAUGUGGAAUGGAGGCCAAGAUAAAUUCAAUCCAAAUGCUUUCGCAAAUGGUAUGGGUCCGCAGUUUGGGGGCCCCUCUGGAUUUGGCGGUUAUAAUAUGUCUCAACCCAACGGAGUUCAUGCUCAAAUGCAGCCGCAGCAGUUUCCUAGCCAAGAUUAUCCAAAUGGCUCUUAUGCCGGUCAUGGCAGAGGCGCGUUCCGUGGCCGUGGCCGCGGAGGAUUUGCCGGUGGUCGCGGUGGUUUUGGAGGGCAUAUGCAACCCAAUCAUCCUGCUAAUGCUAACUAUCCAGACUUCCCAAACCAUAAUCCCCUUAGUGAUGGUCAGGAUGGCGUAUCUGGGGACAUGUCCGGGGAGGUCAGUACUGAAGCCAAUAAGGAAGGUGCCGGCGAGAAUGCCCUAAGUGGCGAUGUGACUUCUGCUCAAGAUGCUUCGGCGGGAGAUGCUGCCGCUGCUGCCGAAAGCAUGGGUGAGAACGGGGAAUCUGAUCCCAACAUCAAUAGAGACUCUACACAAGAGCUUCCAGGCCAGGAGGAGAAUCAGCUGCGUGGGAUACCGACAAUUGAUAGUCUAGACCAAGUCCACGCCGCACAAGGCAUGUCGGGUGGCCCUAUGGGCAUGUCUGGCCCUAUGGGACCUGGCUUUGGCAGAGGUGGCUAUAUGCGCGGUCCCUUCCCAGGCGCACGUCCUGGUGGCUUUAACGGUCCUCCGUUUAUGACAGGCUCUAACAUGUAUCCCGAGCCUCGCGGACAGGGUGUUGAAGGUGCACCGGCAGCUCCCCGAGCCAUGCGAGAAGGUCUUCCCAACACCAGCAUUCUCCGGCAGCGGAACUUUCAUGGACGUUCCUCGGCGACUCCCAUGAGGCCCGAAGCCUCACAAAGUGUGACCCCAACCCCAGGACAAGAGGACCAGCGCCCACAGUCCGUGCCAAGAUCGAAGUCGAGAGCUAGAUCGGCAUCAAGAUCCAGGUCCCGAUCUCCUCCAUCUCGUGCCGAUAGUCGCCGCCGGUAUCGUGAACGUUCUCCGAGUGUCAACCGUGGUACUGAAGAAUCCGAGCGUAGACGAGAUCGGCCAAGGAGGCCUCGUCGGGAGGACAAGUACGAAGAGCCAUCCACUGCAGAAGAUGGUCCUCGUAUCCGCUCCCCGUCUCUAGAAUCCAGAAGGUCCACUCACCGUCGUGACAGAGAGCGGGAUAGACGCAGCGGUCGCCGGUCGCAUCGUUCGCAUCGUCACCGUAGCUGGAGCCGCAGCCCGAGUCGCAACGGCGACGCCGCCGGACCCGGUCAUCUCUCUUCCAAGGUCGAAGACAAGGAUUCUAGAAACAAGCUCAGUGAUGCGGUAGACCGCAGUUACCGGUCUGGUAAGGACCGCUCAAGCCGUCGCGACGAGGACCGCGAUAGAGAUCGAGAUCGAGACCGAGAAAGAGACUCCCGCCGUCGGGAUCGGGAUCGCGAUCGCGAUCGUUAUCGAGAGCGUGAAAGAGAUCGCGACCGCGACAGAGAUAGGGAGAGAGAGCGCGACCGCGAUCGUGAUCGUGACCGGGACCGCCAUCGAGAACGCGACAGGGAGCGUGACAGAGACCGUAAACGCUCUCGCCGCGACCGUUCUGAAUCCCCCGUCAACAGCGAAUACUCCUCCCGCCAGUCCCGCCGCGCCAGGCGGGACCGUGAUGAAGACAAACCUUCAGCAGCAGCAGCAGCAGAGCCAGAGAAAGACCCCCAUACUCUGGAACGAGAGGCCAGGAACCGCGAGCGCAUGCUGAAGGAACAGCAACGUCGUGAGGCCAUGCAUGCAGACCGUGAUGCUGGAAAGUCUUCUCGCAAGCGAGACAGCCGCGCCAUGGCAGGUGGGCGUCGCUUUAGUUACAAGUACGAGGACGAAGAAAAUGAUGACGCUCGAGCUGCGCGCGUCGAGAAGGAGCGUGAAGCAGGUCGAUGGAAGUAAUCGCUCUCCUACUUCUCCUCAUAUAUUUCCCACGACCGAUCAGUUCACCUUCCUUCUACUACUCACACAUGCAUCACACAACACCUCUAUAUCCCACCCCCAUACCACCACUGACUCACUCACUCCCAAGGUACUUCCAUACAAGUACCUAUAUCCUCCCUACCUCUAUCACCCAAAGAAGCAUAGAAAAGAGAGAUUCUUACGGGAUAUCCUCCUAAUCUAACACCAAGAAAAAAUUACUCUCCAUUUUAAUCCAAGCGCUCAUCAUCCAACACUUCUUACAUUCUCAUGUCACAAAUUCUCAAACCAAGAGGGAACAGAAAGAAAAAAGGGUCCCAGAAAUUGCAUGGCGUGCAUUCGUGGUCGUUGCCGGUGGAUUGAUUUCAUAUUACUAUCUAGUAUAUUUGAGAGAGAUGGUGCUUGCAGGCGCCCCCAGCUGCAGCUAUUUCAUAUGGACGGCGUUGUAGAUAAGAUUCAC